Molecule: messenger RNA, 1224 nt
Organism: Henningerozyma blattae CBS 6284
Lineage: Eukaryota; Fungi; Ascomycota; Saccharomycetes; Saccharomycetales; Saccharomycetaceae
Gene: PPE1
Product: phosphoprotein phosphatase methylesterase 1
Exons: 1
Coding region: 1-1224 (407 amino acids)
Biological process (GO): protein demethylation
Molecular function (GO): protein methylesterase activity
Source: RefSeq, a predicted model, not a curated record
AUGGGUGAUGAUUUUAGAAGAAAAAUGCUUCUAAGUCAUUUAGGUCGUGCCAAUGAAAUAUUAGGUGGCCCUAGUUCAGAAUACGAAGAAGAAUCAGAGAAUGAUACACUUGGUAGUCUAAGCAACUUUCAAGACAGAUCAACAAAUUCUCAUAGGUCUGCUAUGUCUAUUUUGAAAAUAGAAAAUAAGAAGAAGUUAAACCUUUCAGGGGAUAAUAAUGAGGAAGAUUCUAGAUUACCAUCUUGGAAAGAUUUUUUUGAUAAUAAUGAAAUAGUAGAGCUAAAACAACGAAACUAUCGAUUCAAUACCUAUUUUACUAUACCUUCAAUAGACGAGGAUGAGUUAUUAAAAAUGAAAUCAAUUCCAUUUUUUGUUUUCCAUCAUGGUGCAGGUUCAUCAGGACUAACAUUUGCAAGUUUAGCCAAAAACUUAUAUAAAAGAUUAAAUGGUAAUUGCGGGUCUUUUUCAUUUGAUGCACGAGGUCACUCAAUGACUAAGCCAAUUGAUGAUACUAUAAAGACUGAUUAUAAUAGAGCUUCAUUUAUUGGAGACUUUGUGGCUUUAUUUUCUAGCUUUUUUGAUAAACAUUUAUUAGAUAAAACUAAACUUUUAUCCAAGAUUUCAAUUAUUUUAAUUGGGCAUUCGUUUGGUGGUUCUGUAUGCACUUUUAGUUUUAAGGAGUUUAUGCCAAUGAUUAGAAAAUAUAUCGAAGGUGUAGCUAUGUUUGAUAUUGUUGAAGAAGCAGCAAUAUUGGCUUUAAAAGAAGUGGAUAAAUUUCUCCAAAAAACUCCAAACGUUUUUACCUCAAAUAAAGAUGCAAUCAAUUGGCAUAUUCAGCAUGGACUUUGUAAAUCAAAGCCGUCUGCAGAGAUUUCUGUACCAGCACUAUUUAAGAAAUCAUCAUCUGGUAAAAUAGUUAGAAUUACAAAUUUAAAGAGCUUUGUUCCUUAUUGGGACACUUGGUUCAAAGAUUUAUCAAAAUCAUUUGUUGCUUUACCGACAUCCAAACUAUUAAUCUUGGCUGGUAAUGAUAACUUAGAUAAAGAUUUGAUAGUAGGCCAAAUGCGAGGUAAAUAUCAGCUGGUAGUAUUUCAGGAUUCAGGGCAUUUUAUCCAAGAAGAUACUACUGCUAAAGCCGCCUUAACACUUAUAGAUUUUUGGAAACGAAAUGAUUCAAAAAAUGUUGUUAUUCAAACUAACUGGGGCACACCACCACAGCCAUAA